AUGGCUUCCAGCAGUGCCGGUAAGUCAACAAACCUUUAUAAUGGCGUGCCCACCACACGCACCUCUCCUCUCUGGGCCGACCCCUUAUGUGGGGAGCUCCAAAUUUUAUUGCUCAAAGCAACUGGCAAGAAUACUCUACCAUCAAACCCUUUCGUUGUUUCCAAAACCAUCCAAGCUGUUACGGAUCGCGAUUUCAAGGACGCGAGACCACAGCGCGAUGAGAACAAUAAUUUGCAAUACGUGAUCCAUAUUCGUAACAAGGAAUAUGUAGAUGCGCUCCUGGGUAUUAAGUCAUUAAUUGACAAAACCCCUGUGGAGAUAACUUAUCACCCUACCUUGAACCAGCGCAAAUGCGUGGUAUCCUGUAGGGAUGUGAUUGAUAUGGCAGAAGCUGUACUUUUAAAAGAGCUUGCUGACCAAAGAGUUAUUGCGAUCAAAAGAAUUUCCCGUAUGGACCCAACUAAGAAGGAAUUAAUUCCAACUCCAACCCUGAUUUUGACCAUCAGAGGUACUGUAAUCCCGGAAUAUAUUAACUUUGGCUUUAUCCGCGCCCCCACGCGCAAUUUUUAUCCGAAUCCUAUGCAGUGCUUCGGCUGCUACAAAUUCGGACAUACUUCAAAAAAAUGUAGAACCAAGAUCCAAUUAUGCCGAAACUGUGACAAGUACACCCAGAACUAG
Messenger RNA from Toxorhynchites rutilus septentrionalis, 678 nucleotides. RefSeq lists its product as uncharacterized. Bases 1 to 678 code for a protein of 225 amino acids. The transcript has a single exon. Lineage: Eukaryota; Metazoa; Arthropoda; Insecta; Diptera; Culicidae. Gene Ontology annotation, molecular function: zinc ion binding; nucleic acid binding. The record is from RefSeq and is a predicted model, not a curated record.